AUGCAAGGUAGUUGCGGUCAUCGUGUUCAGCCUACAGGCAACCCAGGGCAAUUCCGACCAGCGGACGAUGCUUUGCGGUCCUGCCAUAUUGCCUACCUGCCAGUCUCUAACCACGGGUGCGACGCGCCUCCGAACACCAUAAUGCCUGCUUGUCUGCUAAUUUUCUCAGCCAGCAGGGUGUCGUGGUUGCGGUUGACACCUGUCCGUUUCUACUACCAGAAGUACUAUGCGGUCCUGGUCAUCGCUCUGCCUGCCUGCCAGACUACACUACGGGCGGUUCCAGUAAGCGCCAAUUAUUUGAACCUCAUCUGCAAGGAGAGGCAAUAUUACACCGUUCUGCUAUAUACUGCCUGGUCCUCGUUCCUGCGGGAAAGGCCGUGCGGUCCGGUCAUCGUAUUGCCUGCCCCACCAGUUUUUCAACAAGCACGGGCACAACGUCGUGUGCUCAGAAAAGUAACUGGCUCGUCUUCACCUCGGCCGGUGGUGCUAGGGGUCAUCGGACUAGCCUGCCUUCUCAGCAGGCUGAACGGCGUGUUCCUGCUCUACGACUCAUCCAUUGCCUGCCGGUCGGGCUUCUCAGCGAGCACUGCGGCGCGGUUCCGGUCAGCACCCCAUGGCUGGUGCUCACCUCUGCUGGAGGUGGUAGCGGUCAUCGUCCUGCCAGCCUGUUCAGCAGGC
This is a messenger RNA of Brenthis ino (lesser marbled fritillary), 678 nucleotides long. NCBI's taxonomy places the organism in Eukaryota, Metazoa, Arthropoda, Insecta, Lepidoptera, Nymphalidae. The record is from the annotation of a GenBank genome assembly.